Messenger RNA from Arachis stenosperma, 393 nucleotides. RefSeq lists its product as uncharacterized. The transcript has a single exon. The record is from RefSeq and is a predicted model, not a curated record. Lineage: Eukaryota; Viridiplantae; Streptophyta; Magnoliopsida; Fabales; Fabaceae. Bases 1 to 393 code for a protein of 130 amino acids.
AUGCAACUCGGGAUUAGGGGAGCCGAAAUUGAAAGGAAGCUGCAACUACAGGAAUUGGAGUGCCUUCGACUAGAAGUAUAUGAGAACUCAAUACUCUACAAAGAAAAGGUGAAGGUGGUGCAUGACAAGAAUAUCAAGAGAAGAGAGUUUAGAGCUGGGGAUUUGGUCCUCCUCUAUAACUCAAGGCUGAGACUCAUGCCAGGAAGGUUGAGGUCAAGGUGGGAAGGACCCUACAGGGUGGAAAAGGCUGAGCCUUAUGGAGUCUUCCACUUGAGUCACCUUUCAAGCCCCACCUUCUUCAAGGUAAAUGGCCACCGCUUGAAGUUAUAUCAUGAUGAGAAGAUGAAGAGCAACAAGGAGCUGGAGAUCUUCCUCUUGAAGGAUCCCGCAUAA